UAGUCGGUGCCCUCCAGAAUAUGUCGGAUGUUAUAAACCAUUUCCCUUCUUCUGAUGUGGAAGAUUUUGAUACAAAUGUUGCUCAUGACAAUGUGAGAGCUAGGUUCAAGAAAGCUUGUGAUCUACUCUAAAUAGAUGGCACAUUUCCAGAAUUAAGCAAAUUUUCAUUUUAAAUGAUGAUAGUAGCAAUCUUUGACAAAAUGCAAGCAGAGAUUGUUAGUAGGCUUGAAGAAAUUAUAAAGUAUCUAAAACCAUUGUUACCACUUGCAAAUUGUCACAUGGUGAAUUUCAUCACGAAUGAGAUGUGGGAAAUUUAUGUACCUGAUGGUAUAAAAAAAGAAGUUUCAUCCGUAGAACUUGAAGUCCUUAACAAGGUAUUUAUGCAUCAUGCCAAAGGGAUUUCUGUAUGUGAACAAAAGAGUGAAUUAAUGGAAAGAAUUCCAAACUUCAUAAACUAUCUUGACAGUGCAAAGGAUGUUUUGAAGGAGAAGUGGAAGGAUUCCAUUUGGGUUACCAUCGAGGUGCUGAAAUUGAUAAUAGCAAUCUUUGACAAAAUGCAAGCAGAGAUUGUUAGUAGGCUUGAAGAAAUUAUAAAGUAUCUAAAACCAUUGUUACCACUUGCAAAUUGUCACAUGGUGAAUUUCAUCACGAAUGAGAUGUGGGAAAUUUAUGUACCUGAUGGUAUAAAAAAAGAAGUUUCAUCCGUAGAACUUGAAGUCCUUAACAAGGUAUUUAUGCAUCAUGCCAAAGGGAUUUCUGUAUGUGAACAAAAGAGUGAAUUAAUGGAAAGAAUUCCAAACUUCAUAAACUAUCUUGACAGUGCAAGAAAUAUGGGUCUUCAUGGAAUUUCAGUGCAAGGAAUAGUUACCUCAAUGUCAGAUCUACAGAAGAAACUAGUUGAAUUGGGCUGUGAAUGUCAGGAGAGUCUGCACAUGGAACAGUUCAUGACUCCGAAGAAGAUGCAUGAAGUUGAAGCUAUGAGUCAGUUGGUCUCUGCAUUAGCUCGUGUGUCUCAAGCUUCUCACGUGGUUGAUGUCGGGGGCGGAAAGGGAUAUCUGAGUUCCAUUCUGGCAUUUCAUUAUGGGUUCAGAGUUCUUGGAGUAGACUCCUCACAAGUAAACACUCAUGGCGCAGUCAAGAGGACUCAGAAACUGGAGAAAAUGCCGAAUGUACUGUGCCAUAGGGCCAACAUAUUUAAGCAAGGUAAUUCUCAACCAUGGAGGGGGAAACACAGGAAGUCUCAGAUUAGUACGAAGAUCUUGGAGGGCCGUGGAUGUAACAGUGCUGAAAGUGCAACAGACAUUAAUCCACUGCCAAGUGAAUCACUUUUCUUCCGAGCCUUGCUACAGGUCCUGGUGUUCAACAAAUUUGGUAAUGAUAUUCCGUGGGGUCAAGUCGGCCGACUUAAAUACCAUAACUUUGCGGAUUAUGUACAAAAAGCCGUGAAGAAACUACACCUCAAUAUUGAUGUGAGUACAGAUGAGAUCGAGUCACUUUACAAGGAACAUUCUGUUGACCAGCAGCUGUUGCAUGUAUUCUUCAUUAUGAGGGUUGCCUUGGCUCCAGUAAUUGAAGCUGUCAUUCUGUUAGAUAGACUUCUUUAUUUGCAUGAACAGCUCCAUGUGGACGAUGGGUUGCCAGCACAAGUCUGCCAGCAGUGUGUGCAUAAAGUGAAUACUUAUUAUAAUUUUAGACUGCAGUGUGAGAGUUCUGAUUUUAAAUUACGACAGUACCUGAGCACUGAGCUGUCAAAGAACCAGUUAUGUUCAGUAUCUGCAGCUGUGAAGGAGGAGAGUGGUCAGAUUCAUGCCCUGGCCAAGGAAGGGACCUCAGUACCCAUUGGGCAUGAGGCUGGGUAGAUUGUGAAGCUGGUAGUGGAUGUUGUGACAGAAUAAUCUAGCUGUACCAGGAAUCAGACCCUGGUUAUGUAGCCUGCAGCUAAUGACUGUACUGACGUGAGUUACCAUGGCUUCGAAUCAUAACGCCGUAAUUAGUGAAAUGUUUCUGUGAACAGACAGGUUAUGCAUAAUGAUAAAUGCCUUAAUGCCCUCCUCAUACUCAGCGUAAUCUGUGCUGAUUUUGUAGCGAGGAAACACACAUUUUCGUGAGUUUUGAUUUGUCAGCCACCAAGUAUUUAUUUGUGGUUUAUAAUUAUACUUAAAUAUAACAU
This is a messenger RNA of Zootermopsis nevadensis, 2170 nucleotides long. The record is from RefSeq and is a predicted model, not a curated record. Lineage: Eukaryota; Metazoa; Arthropoda; Insecta; Blattodea; Termopsidae.